This is a messenger RNA of Mollisia scopiformis, 2252 nucleotides long. Its product is annotated as Six-hairpin glycosidase. The record is from RefSeq and is a predicted model, not a curated record. The transcript has a single exon. Bases 264 to 1958 code for a protein of 564 amino acids. Gene Ontology annotation, biological process: carbohydrate metabolic process. Lineage: Eukaryota; Fungi; Ascomycota; Leotiomycetes; Helotiales; Mollisiaceae.
GUCUAGGAUGUGUCAAAAUCAACCACGAGGACGAUGAUUGUCCACCCUUUGUCGUUCAAUUGCAUCCAACUUCAAGAUCUCGUGGUCCUUUUUUGAAUUCGCCCUCUUUGGAAGCAGAAUUAAGUUUAUAACAUAUCCUGACGCCGGUACCAUAACCGCCUGGCCCAAGCAUGACGAUAUAGACAUAGAUGUCUCCAUUAUUUCCUCCUUGAGUGCGGGUUGUGCAGUUUCUUGGAACCCUGUUUCGCCACAUCGCUGGUACAAUGUUUGGCACAAAUCGACUCCUCAUAUGGCUGUUGCUUGCCUCUUCGUUGGCACUUGCGAAAGAGCAACAGCCACUGCAGGACGAUAGAGAAAAACCUCUGCCAAGCAAAUCCAAUCCAGAUACUCUGCCAGCCUUGCUCGAUGCGCUGGACGUAUUACAAGCAAAUUAUUUCGAAGUUUGGCAAGGAAUAUGGCCUAAAGCAAUUGAUUGGACAUCUGCAGUCAUUGGAACAUAUCUUUCUUCGGCUCUCAUCACGCUGUCGACCUCCUACCCAGCUUUAUCCUCGUCGAAGAUUGCCGACAAUACUGUCAACAAAUACUUCUCGAACCUGAUUGGCGCAUAUUUUGGACAGGAUGCAUUUGCUUUGCGACAAGAAGCAUACGAUGAUAUGUUAUGGGUGGUGCUGGGCUGGUUGGAGUCGAUAAAAUUCAUUCAUGAACAUUCUUCUUUACAUUAUGGGACGGACAACGAAUCGAGAUUAGCGGGGCCUUGGUAUGGCGAGCAAUGGGUUCCAGCAUUUGCACAUCGGGCUCGUAUAUUCUUCGAUAUGGCUUCGCAGGGCUGGGAUACUUCUCUUUGCAAUGGAGGAAUGAUUUGGAACCCCAAUUUGGUACCAUACAAGAACGCUAUCACGAACGAACUUUAUAUUGCAGCGUCGAUUUCUAUGUAUUUAUAUUUUCCUGGCGACGACAACACUUCUCCUUUUGGAGUUACGACACCUCCGACUCUAAUGAUCGUCGACGGUCCUGGCCGACCUCAUCAUCCGAAAUACUUGGCUGCUGCAAUUGAGGCAUACAAAUGGUUGGGAGAUAGCAAUAUGACCGACGCGAAGGGUCUGUAUGUUGAUGGCUAUCAUAUCUCGGGCUGGUCUCGAGAACGGCCUAAGAAUGGUUCCAAUACUCGAUGCGAUGCUCGUAACGAGAUGGUAUAUACAUACAACCAAGGAGUUCUUCUUUCUGGUCAACGAGGACUAUACCAAGCAACGGGCGCUCGAUCAUACCUCGAAGAUGGCCACCAACUUGUCUCAGACGUCAUUGCCGCCACUGGAUGGGACCUAAAGCGCGGAAAGGUUCUCGAAGAAGACAAGCCAGGACACAGACUUGGAAAAUGGCGUGGACUUGGCCGUUCUGGCAUCAUGGAAGAAGCUUGUGACGCCGAAGGCUACUGCUCACAGGACGGCCAAACCUUCAAAGGCAUCUUCUUCCAUCAUCUCACGCUUUUCUGUGAACGACUCCCUGAUCAUCUUGUUUUGCCCGGAGAAUUGUUCCUCAGCAAAGGCGAGAACGAUAUCCCAGGAGGUCCACGAGAGGUGCAGAAAUGGCAUGAUGAGAAUUGUGCUCGUUAUGGUCCGUGGAUCAAGCAUAAUGCAAGAGCUGCUCUCAGUACACUCGACGCAGAAGGGAAGUUCGGCAUGUGGUGGGGUGCGCCUCCACAUUCGACAGCGGAACCAGAUGUCAAUGUCGAGCUCCCUUCUAAGGCGGUUGAUUAUCGAAAUUUGGGAGUUCCGCACGAAUGGAAGAACAAGAGGAGGUAUGCACGAGAGACAAAUGAGGAUGAUGUACAUGAAGACGAUAACGAAGGCAAGAUCCGGAUUCGCGAUCUGAAUGAUAGAGGGAGGGGCCGGACGGUAGAGACUCAGGGAGGUGGUGUUAGUGUGCUGAGAGCUAUGUGGGAGCUUGUAGAUACGAGAUGAUAGUUUUUUUUUUGCAGAUAUUGUUAGUAAAGAUGGGUGGUGCAUUGGAAAAUUGGGCGCUUUUGAUUUUGAGUAGAUAUUGGAGCAAUUCGGUUGGUCUUCAACUUGUUUUUACAUCUUGUACAUGAGCUUCCGCUACAGAUACAGUGGACUGUGAUCGGGUGAAGCCUUCUGCUGAAGGUGGUUGCUGAGGAUGAGCGAUACAGAUGCCAAACCUUCAGCCCACCUGGGAGCUUUCCUCCAUGCUUAGACAGAAGUGCUGUCAAGGAUCAUUCACUUAGGCCUAUCUCAUAA